Messenger RNA from Peromyscus maniculatus bairdii (prairie deer mouse), 1485 nucleotides. It is a transcript of the gene Hpgds, whose product is annotated as hematopoietic prostaglandin D synthase. NCBI's taxonomy places the organism in Eukaryota, Metazoa, Chordata, Mammalia, Rodentia, Cricetidae. Gene Ontology annotation, molecular function: glutathione transferase activity. The record is from RefSeq and is a predicted model, not a curated record. Gene Ontology annotation, biological process: glutathione metabolic process.
ACAAAACGCACCUCUCUGUCAGAAACCACGAGGAAGAGCGUAAGAUGAGCAAAGGGCGAGCGUGCUGGAGGUGGGCACUGGCGAGAAGGCACAGAACAAAGGACUCUCCAGGGAGACUGGGAACUGGAGAAGGAAGACACGUGAGCGAAUGUGACUGGACUUGUUCCCGCAUUCCCCCGAAGCCUGUGCUGUAAAAUCAGGAGUAAAGAGCGUGUGGCAAUCUGUACACACAAGCACCUGCGACUUGACUCUCUAUACAGAUAUGCUGGAUUUAUUCACAGGGAGCUCAUGAAAUUAAGAAACCACAGUGCAGACACGAGCCGAGACCGAGACAAGGUACAAGAAAGUGACACCAUUGUCUUCACAGAAUUGCACCAUGCCAAACUACAAACUGAUUUAUUUUAAUAUGAGGGGGAGAGCAGAAAUUAUUCGUUAUAUAUUUGCUUACUUGGACAUAAAGUACGAAGAUCACAGAAUAGAACAAGCUGACUGGCCCAAAAUCAAACCAACUCUUCCAUUUGGCAAAAUCCCUGUUUUGGAGGUGGGAGGACUUACCCUUCACCAGAGUCUCGCAAUAGCAAGAUAUUUGGCUAAAAACACAGAUUUGGCUGGCAAGACAGAGUUGGAGCAAUGUCAAGCUGAUGCGGUUGUGGACACACUGGACGACUUCAUGUCACUUUUUCCAUGGGCAGAGAAAAAUCAAGAUGUAAAAGAGCGGACGUUCAAGGAGUUGCUCACAUGUCAUGCACCUCUUCUUCUGAAAGAUUUGGACACAUACUUAGGGGACAAGGAGUGGUUUAUUGGUAAUUAUGUCACCUGGGCAGACUUCUACUGGGAUAUCUGCAGCACCACACUUUUGGUCUUAAAACCUGACUUGUUGGACAUCCACCCCAGGCUGGCGUCAUUGCGGAAGAAAGUCCAAGCUCUCCCUGCCAUUGCUGCCUGGGUGCAGAAGAGGCCACAGACCAAACUCUGAUGCAGGCACAGCACCAGAUGAGGGCGACAUCUGCCUGCCAGAUGAUCCAUACCCUUCUUAACUACCACGAAACUCUGUUGUAUUCUGCUUGCUAUGAUUCUUUUUGUUGUUUCUGUAGGCAUUUAGUUUACAGCAUUAUCUUUUUUUCAGGACUUUACAUUUUUUAUAAUUGAAACAGUUCACAAUACAUAUUGCUUUGCAUUGACUAUCAACAUGCAUGGAUGCUUUAGUUAAAAUACUAGUUUCCUGGCUAAUGUGUCAAUUACCACAGCAUUUUAACUAAGAAAUCAUGUGAAAUACAGAUUUUGCAAGUAGAUCUUCAAUCAACAAAUCGCUACACUAAAAAACAAUGCCUAUGAUACUCAGUGGCUAACCAUGUCACUGACCACCAUUGUACAUGUUAUUCAGGUAUACACCAAAGUGUUUGUUUCCCAAAAAUACCCAUUUGUCCAGCAUAUCAUAAAUGAGUACUAAAAAGAGGGAACUCAUAAAGAUCCAAGUACAACCAA